ACCGCGCGCCUGGAUGUACCUACAAGGACGUUUACAAUAAUCCCGUAUAUGUUUAUUCGCUAUUAAAAACACAGAUUUUUAUAUAAUAUUCGUAUAGAAAUGGCAAGUGUAGGACUGGUUGUCGGCACUCCAAAUACUGAAGAGAGAGCGGUUUUCACGCAGCUCAAGCCCGUGCGGAUGUGUAGCGGCGAUGGGCCGGAGGACUCGUCCGUGUUCGAGGACGUCAAACCCGCAGUGAGAAUCGCAACAAACCCCGUUGAAAUGGCUCAGACACGGAUGGAGAUGGAUAAAUAUCUGCCCCAGAGUGGCCCCCUACUUUCCCCAAACAUAACAGAUAAGAAAUACCGCCGGGAAAGUGCCUCUGUGGUGGAUGAGUAUUUUGCAGAUGAGAAGCCUGCCCCUUACAGCCUGAACAUCAACGUUAUCCUGCCCAACACCACACACCUUCGCACGGGCCUUUAUCGCCCAAACAAACCUACAGUGCAUCACAUCAAAACAGAGCCAGGAUUAGAUGAACCCUGCGGCAUUCAGACACUCCCCGAAUUCACCUCCGUCUUCAGCGUGCCCCAGACGGUCAACAGCCUCUUCAUCAAACCUGAAAUACCGGUCACAGACGAGCUGCAUAUCGGUCCUCAGCAGCCAUCAGCCUACCAGAUGCCCGUCAGCAGUAGCGACCUCACCACUAUGACCUUCUCCCACAGUCAGUCAAUGAACGGAAUUGGCGCACCCGGCAGGACCAUGCUCAACCUGAACACUGUGGCCUUGACCGCACAAUCUGCUGAAUUUGUCAUGCCUGAAUCGUUCACCUACAAUUCACCACAGCCACACAGUUUGCCUCCAUCGCCCCCCAAUUCCCAGCCCGGCAGUCCUGAGAACCAGGCUGAACUCAUUACCUCUGUUGCCCCUCCCCCGCCGUACCAGGCCCGACUCGGAAUGAAGGUUGGACAGAUGACCCCUCACUCCAUGAUAAUGGCCCACGGUCAGGGCAUCCUCACAGGGCCCAGAUACAACCGACGGAACAACCCUGAGCUGGAGAAGAGAAGGAUUCAUCAUUGUGACUUCCAAGGAUGCAACAAAGUUUACACAAAGAGCUCUCACUUGAAAGCACACCAACGGACUCAUACAGGGGAGAAGCCCUAUCGGUGCAGCUGGGAAGGAUGCGACUGGCGCUUCGCCCGCUCGGAUGAACUGACGCGGCAUUACCGCAAACAUACCGGCGCCAAACCUUUCAAAUGCAUCGCCUGCAGUCGCUGCUUCUCCCGUUCAGACCAUUUGGCACUACACAUGAAACGCCACCAGAAUUAAUGGACUUCAUCUCCUUGUUUUCAACUUUUAUACUGUUUUACUGUUCUAAAUAUUUCACCGUCACUCGAAGAUCAAACUAGAGACAGCUCUGACGAACCCAGCACUCCACACUUCACUAAGAUUGUCAUGAAGAGUAAUGGACACCACAACACUUUCAAAGAGCUCCACAGGAUGUAUAUUACUGUACAUAUGUUUUCUAUUUGUGUAUGUCUACACGAGUUUUAUACUUGACCUCCAUCCACUUUGUCUGACUCAAUUUUAAAAAUGUUCCUGCGAGAAUAUGAGUGUCUUCCUAAUAACUUGAAAUGUAAAGUUUGCUUUAAUUCCAAGGUAAUGGUUAAUUGUUAAUUUUGAACGCCGCUGUAAUAUUUAUAUGGAAUUCCCCCCCCCCUGGAUGAAAGUUGUUUGCUUUUGAGUAACAUGCUACGAUACAAAAGUAGUAAUCCUAAUGUUUGCUGUUCUCACAGUCCUCGGAUACAGAUCUUUAUGGGACUGUUUAAUAGAAGAAAAAAAGUAGCGCUCAGGUCGUCUGUUUGACAUUUCAGCUUUUUGUAUGAAAAGGCUGAUGGAUGAAACAAAAGAGCUCGCAUUUGAGCAUGUGUGCCAAAUUUCCAGAAGAAAACUCGCUGUGUUUCACACUUAUGAACAAUAAAAUGCAGCAUUUAUCACGUCAGACUUACCAAGAAAUGAAGCUAUAUGACUGCUUUUCUUCCCUCACAAUUACCAAGAACAAACUAUUCCUUGUGGAAAUCGUAGCAUUUGCCGUUGAGACCUAUAUUGGGUUCUAUGAAGCGUAGCGAGCGCAGUUUAUAAACGCUUAAAAGUUCUCAAGUUCUCUUGAUCUGUGUGCUCGUCCCUCACUUAUAAAGAGAACUCUGAUGGAUCAAAAGAUACUGUACAUACUGUAGUUAAAGUUUACUACAUGUAAAUAUUAUUUACUUUGAAGCUGAUCGUUUUAUGAACAAAUGGGAUUUUUUUUGUCUUGAAUGGGGGUGAAUUAAGCAUUGUAGAUGAUGUGAUCGUUUUAACAUUUUGUAUGUACUUGCUUGAAUACAUUUUUGAAAAUAAAAGAAUCAUCACAUUA
This is a messenger RNA of Danio rerio (zebrafish), 2389 nucleotides long. RefSeq names its product Kruppel like factor 5 like (gene klf5l). Lineage: Eukaryota; Metazoa; Chordata; Actinopteri; Cypriniformes; Danionidae. Gene Ontology annotation, cellular component: nucleus. The record is from RefSeq and is marked validated.